Cinara cedri is the source of this 1156-nucleotide messenger RNA. The record is from the annotation of a GenBank genome assembly. Lineage: Eukaryota; Metazoa; Arthropoda; Insecta; Hemiptera; Aphididae.
AUGUCUACGUUCAAUAAAGGCGAUAUAAUGGACGAUUCACAUUUAAACGUGAUGGAGGGGUAUUUAGAUGAUUGUAAGAUAACACAGAUGCAAUAUCACUCGUUUCUUCCGUACUCGAGUACGGCAUUCUCGAAAAACGAUGAAAUUAGAAUAUCUAUUCAAAAUAUGGACGCGUACACUCUUCCGUGUGAGAGUUACUUGUUUAUUGAGAGAAAAGUUAACAAACAAGACAGUGCAGUAGGAGAUAUAUAUUUUACAAACAACGGGUUGGUUUUUCUUUUCUCCGAAAUGCGAUAUGAAGUGAAUGGCGUGGAAAUCCAAAAAUUGAAUUCACCGGGCAUAUAUUCAACUCUUAAAGGAUACUGCUCCUAUGCACCUCACGAUUUGUAUGAACUCGAAAACGUUGAUUGGGACUUGGAUGAAACGAAUUUCAUGGAAAAAGAGAAAUUUUCCGGUUGCCACCCCCUCAAACAUUUAUUCGAAUUUUGUGAAGAUUAUAAAAAAGUACUACUCAAUUGUAGUCAACAAAUAAUUUUAAAUCAGUCGUCGACUAAUUUCGACACUCUGCGCUCUACCGGUGCGGACGCAAUAAUCCAUUUAAAUAAAUAAAAAAAUAAAUAUCGAAGUAACCAAAGUUCUUUGGAAAUCGCCAGUUAUUCGGAUAAACGAUUCAGAAAAAUUAAAACUUUUAAGAGCAUUGGAUUCUUGUAAACCGCUCGAGUGCACGUUUUGAUCCUGGGACUUGUAUGAAUAUCCCAUUCUCCCAACAAAUACUUCUCAUUCGUGGACGGUUAAAUCUAGCAGUCUAUUAGAGAAUCCGAGGUUUGUUAUAAUUGGAUUUCAAACCAAUAGAAAGAAUAACUUGAUAAACCCGUCGGGUUGGUUCGACCAUUGUAACCUCAAAAACCUUAAAGUAUACUUAAACAACGAAGUAUAUCCCUACGAGGGUUUCCAUGCAAACUUUUCAAAAGCAAAAACGGCUAUAUUGUGUAAGGCAUAUACAGAUUUUCAAAAAUCAUAUUAUGGUAGAGAAACAAGUGCUCCAUUAUUAACGAGACAAAAGUUUACUGCAAACGCGCCAAUCGUAGUUGUGGAUUUAUCGAGACAGAACGACAAUGUCAGAGCGUCGACCGUGGACUUACGUAUCGAAUUUUAA